GUCAUAUAUAAUAUUGUGCAGCGAGAGGAGUAUCGUCUAGAACAUAAUUUGUUGUUACUGUUUGAAACAACAGCCGUCUUUUGACAAAAAAAACGAUGAGCGGCUUGCCAAAGCUCGUCCGCGCGGGCGGAUUAGUCCUAGUGUUAUGGCCUCCUUUUCCUUUGAAUUUGAUUCACAUCGCAAUGAAAGAGAAUCCCCAUCCCUGUCAAUGUGUGCAUUUCUAGGACCAUCACUUUCAAACUGAAACUCCUUACUUCGCAAGCAAAUACUUCUUCUAGGACCACUAUGAGUGCGACUACCACCUACUGCCAAUGAACCCACGGCCUCCGAACCCGAGGUCAAGACAGGGCAACCCCCUCCGAGAUUAACACGCGGCAAUGGAGCAAGUACACUCUAACAGCGGUGACUGGCGCGAUUAUCUUCGGUCCUUUGGGAGUAGGUGCUCUCGAGGGUAAGAAAAAGAUGGUGACCAUCCUGCCGAAGCUCGUCCGCGCAGGCGGAUUGCUGUUAUGGUCACCCUUGAUUCUUCACAUCCCAGGACGUCUUAGUCUCCUCGUCCUCGCUGUUCUAAAAAGAAAGACUCUCUAUUUUUAUUUAUUAGUCGAAAUUUGACCUUACUUCGCCUUCGUUCAGUAAGAACAUCCACACGACUCUAACCGCGGCAACUGGGGCGAAUCUCUUCUGUCCUGUGGGAGGGGACAAUCUCAGGGGCAGCAAGAUACUGGAACAGUUCGAGCAGGAGGAGCAACAAAUCCAGCAUUUUGGUGCAUCGAAUACAACUGCCGACACGAAUGGCGUCACCGCUUUUGAUUAAGGCUACAGAUAAGAUUAGGCUUGUGGCUGUCUUCGUAUUGAAUUAUUGGCUCUCAAAACUUCUGAAAGUUGAGAUCGAGUUCUUGAAAAGUACUGGAAGUAGGAAGAUCAAGAUGCGAGGAAGUGAAAUAAUAUGUAGAUGUUGUUUAAUGUGUGCCUAUUCCUCUAAUUUGACGAUGACGACCUGCAUAACGAGGCCGAACCUCCUCGCUCGAGCGCUUUGGAGGUCAUGAAGCUCUCAGGCACGCGUAUGGCACAGGUUUUUUGGGAUGGGAUUGGAUCCGCGUACGACUUUCUGGAGAGCGGCGCGAAUACUGUCACGUCCUGGAACAAUGCGGGUAGUGGCGACAACAACAACAGCAACAACAACAACAAAAACAACUUCAUCUCCGUCAGCGACCAAGAUGAAACUUCAUCCAACUACAAGACGUUGGGGUCCUCCACGUCCACCGCUCACACGGCUCACACUGUUUUGACGGAGAACAACUCCACCUCUGCUAGCUCGAGCGCUUUGGAGACGCAGACGCCUUAUUUAAAAAAGGCUUUCAACUACGCCAUAGGCAACAACCUCGACCCGGUUGUGGGUGACUUCCUCUCUGACAGUAGUAUUAUCCUCACUGAGACUGCUUUGUCCGAAGAUCUUUUUCUUCGGGAGCAUUUUAUCAGGACGGUCCUCUUCGGCGGCAAACUAGACCCACCACCUAAAUCUGAGCCUGAACUUGAAGGAUUCGAUCCAAUGACAUUACACAGCUAUGAUACUAGGCUGCAGGUGCCUCAAACCGCCUACACAGUCAACGAAAAAAAACUCCAAGAAUACUACAGAAAAAGAAAGAUGAGCAAUCCUUUUGGCGAACCAAUCACUACGAAAAAGAAGCAGAUGAUCAGCUUCGGCACGAAGAAGUUGUAUUCGUACGCGAGCGUUAGCCACAUCAUCAACGAGAUUUUUCUGCGCAACAAGGGGACCGGCCACGACCAUGAGGGCGAAGAAUAUGACGAGAAAAACUGCAUUCGCUUUCAAAAAGUUUGAAAAUCUCACUCCACCUCUGAAGUAGCUAGUUCUCUAUCCUAUUUAACUAGCUAGCUAAAGUAGUGCAAGAAGAUCCCGGACGCGGCCAACGCACCCGCAAGAGGCCUCAUAUCCCGUUCUGCCCGUCGUCGAUCGUCCGGCCCUAGGUGGGGCCUGACUCGUCCACUCCAUGGCUCUGCCGAUUCAUAGGAUCCUGAUCCAGUUCCAAGACCCCCGAAAUGUGUGAGAAUCAUGAAACUGCUCCAACUUGUUGAAAACGUUGCGCACGAUCAGGAUCACAAUGGUGACCAACAUGAUCAGCAUGGUGAAAGGCAUGAAAGCGAUGCACGCGACUAAGAUCAUGCAAAUGAUCAGCAUAGACAUACAGACGAACAACGGACACGCAUGAAGCGGCGCCCUUUCUCUUCUUUCUUUGCAGGUCGAGUCUACAUUUUAUGGCAGAGUAGUUUAUAGCACGCAUGGUGCAUGGAGUAGCAUGGAGUGCAUGGAGUGCAGAGCUUUAAGGGGCGCAAGAGGCUCCCUCUUUAGCUCCAUGCUACUCCAUGUGAUCCAUGCACUCCAUGCCAUGCGAGCCGUGAAGCCUUAUAAACUGCUCUGUUAUGGAUUCACAAAGUGAGCCAGUUUGCCACGCCGUUACAGAGUCCGUGCCCAUAGGCGACGGAUCGCUGAGCUAACUAUAAGCCCUCGCACGCCUUAAGUAUUUAGCUACUUACAAACGGGGCCCAAAUGCUUUUGCUCGUCUUUUGUUUUCAAAUUUUUUUUGGUAGUCUGAUUGCAAGCCGGCCUUUGGAAGUUCUCCGGCGGGUAAACAGGCCCUCCGGUAACAAGAACCACCACAGAGCAAAAAGGUCGCCCGACUGAUCUCAGGCGCCUCAGGGAGUCACUUAAAGAGACAGCAAAAGGAAGAAGUCCGUAAACCAAACUCGCAAAACGGGGCGGCCUUGUCCACCCUCGCGAGAUCAGCCCACCUCCCCACCCGAAAGGGCGGCGCGCGCGUUUGGCAAACAGCCACGCGGAAGCGUUUCGGAACGGCCUUGGCGUCCAUAUCACGCGGACCACUCUCAAACAUUCCAAGGGCCUGGACUUUAACGCGCGGCGCGUCGAUUUUCUAAAAGUCUCCCCGUGGACCUGUUUGCUGGGAGGCACUCGCCAAGAUGGCGCGACAGGCCUACGCCAAACGAGGGCAGCGAUACAGGCUCGCACCUGAUAGGGUCUCGCGGUUCCUCGAGCCCGAGCACUACAACAGGGCCGAACAGAAAGGGGCGAGAGCGUACUGAUGUGGCGCCGAGCGUGUCAGCACUCUCGACGGCGCCGGCGUCAAAUGCGGCGAAGGCGAGGAUAAGCGCUAUGGUCGCUUCAUCAAAAUCAAACGCGGGGGCUGGCAUACCUACAACCUUGCGCCACUCAUGCCACUGGCACGCAAGGGCACCAGUGGAGGACCAAGGAAAAGCCACCGGAGUCCUCGCAACUCUCAAAGAAGACAACGACAUCGAAGGCGUUUGCCCUUUCUCCUCAUUCGUGCCAACAGAGCGCCCCACUGGGGACACUGAUGACACACCUGGAGAGGCACUGUCGGACGCCAGUGCCCUCCCUGAUUUAGAUAAGGCUGAGGAAGACGGCUGGACCACGGUCAGAGGCCGCCUCAGGGUCGAGGAUAAUACAGUCCACCCGCUGGCUCAGGAAGCGAAGUGGGGAGACUAUGAUCCCUGGAAAAAGCGCCUCGAAAAAUAUCGAAACGCUUACGCGAAGCACCUCGGGAGGAGGGGCCUUGUGUACCGUGUCGAGCAAGCUUCGACCCCGGCGCAACGGAUGAGAGAAGACGCUUAGAAGCUGCUGGGAAGUGUCUGGGAAAAGUUGAAAAAUGGCCAGGCUCAACCUCAGAAAAGUAGAGAAGUGCAGGCCAUUGCUGUGCGCGGUGUUGUUGUCCUCCCUCGGGCGUGCUGAGCUUGUGGCCUCUCCUUGUCAGUUUUUUAAGCAUUCGAAAAACGGAACAAGCACCAAGGCAGCCAAGUGAAACACCACGACAGGCGUGCGCGUGGCUUUUGUCGGUAUCGGUUUUGGGCUCUUCGGUCGUCGUCGUGUUUGGUAUGGAUGGCAAAUGAGUGAGGCCAAAGCAAGCAGAGAAAGAGAGACCACAGAGGGCAAGGCUGCAAGCAUGAGCGCAAACGAGCAAGGAGAAAGCGAAGGCCCCAAAGGGUGUGAGCCAGAGAGAAGAUAAAGACAACAAAAGAAAAAGGAGAGAAAAACGCGCAAAACAGGACGAAAAGGGUGCCGCCUUAUGCGCACAAAGAGCAAAGAGGGCGAGGGACAAAGCGGCAGGCGUUGAGUGCGCUCCUGGCUAGUUUGAUUCUUUUGAAUUAUGUAAGUAACUAAGACACUGAUGGGCGAGGGGAGUCGUCUUGGGCUUUCCGAUUGGUGUGCAUGUGCUAGAAUAUUUCUGCAAGGCUUAACAGAGUGGCAAAGUCAUGGGGCGAGCGGCGCCCCAGAUUGAAGGAGCAAAUAAGCGGAGGCGGUAGCCCAUCCGGGUGCGCUUUGUGCAAGUAGUAGAAGCAACCCAAAACAUGACAACAACCAAAAAGCUUAGCAGCAUGGUGGGCAACAUUGCCCAGGCGUCGCCUGGCCAUGCUGGUGGCCUGGUGUCUCAGGUGGGCCGGCUCCGGUUUCUUCUGCUUUUUGUUUUGAUGCUUCUCGGGCUGGUGUUGUCGCCUGUUGUCUACGGGGCUGGUGAAGCCACCGCCCACACGGUAUCACCUGGGCCUUCGGCGAUAGAUUUUGACACACAGCCGCGACGACGAGGUCGCCCGCUUCUUGACAAGCAAACAACAACUAGACCUCCGAAAGCUGUGGAAGCUAGGCGCGCUGCUAACAGAUGCAGCAAAGACCGCCGCGAAGCGACUGGCAAGCCGACAAAAAAUGAGCAUUGUACAGUACAGAGUCGAGACCGAUGGGACGACGGCGCAGCAGAUGCGCCUCGAGAAUUCAGUCGCUGGAGGGCUCAGAAUCUACGCGCACCAAGUCGCCACUUUUUGCCCCAUCUGCUUCACCAUCGGCGGCAUCGAAGACGCAGGCUCUUGGUUUCUUCCUGACCGUGUUGCACUAUACCCAAACAGCGCACAGCGCGGCGAGUCGAAGAAAGACAGGAAGCCCGUCUUCAGGGGAUACGGUGAGGCUUAUGAAGUUGCUGACCAGAUCUGUAGCACACACGACCCCGAGGCGUUCUUCCGGGAUCUCCCAGAGUCGACGACGAAAAUACUCUCGCUAGCAUCUGACAGCGGUGGCAGUACGAUUAGCGCCCUCUUCUACCUUGGGGCAUUCCAUAUGGGCUCAGAAUAUCUGCGGAAGAGCGUCGCGCACUGGCUUGAUCGGUGCAAAAACCACCAGGCUGCACUAGUAUCAAAGUCAGCGGCGGAGAUGUGUCUUGGUAUGGCGGGACUCGGUCUGAAAGGAUGGCAGCAGAGGACAUACUUGCCGGCGUUUCUUUUUUUAGUGGGUGGCCUUCAGAGGGUCCUGGUCUAGUCCAUAGUGAAAGCCAUAGCUGAGGAGCAAGCGGGGCCCCAGCUGAAGCCAGUGAGCCAGCUGGCACAACAUCGAAAGAGACAGGCGACGCACUCCAUGGCCCGCCCCAUCUGUGUAGCACUUUUCUCAUCUUUUUGGUACUUAUUUCCAACCUUGAACGCUUGGCCUAUUGUUGGUCAGUUUUAUUUGUGUGCCCUGGUGCACUUUCAUCCACUUCGUCGGAACCACUUCAGGCGCUGUCUGUGAAGCUUCUCCAGCAAAAAAUCCAAGGACAGCCCCAGACCGUCGCGCAAUGGGUAGAAGAGCUCUCCAGCGCACAAACAACACCAAAAAAGCAAGAAGACCUGCGCGCGCUUCUGGGUAGGUGUGGAGCGAGUUCAAGAACAAAGAAGAGGCCAGCUUCUCAGGUGCAGGAUUUAGCGGCAGAGGCUGGCCGUCGGCUUCGAAGGACGAACGUCACUGAUGAAGACUACCCACUCCUUGUAUAAGGGUUGGAGCAGGCUGCCGCUGUGGACGCGCUGGCUUACGGUCGCGCAAGUCUGUUGCAGUUAUUGCGUCUGCGUGGCGUUCUUUCUGAGCAGAGUUCUCGUGGGCUUAGGCCGUCGGCCUGAUCAUGUCCUUCAACACACCUACGCAGUCGACUGGGCACCGAAAGAAGGCGGCCAGUUUCUCUCCGUUCUGUGCAUGUGGUUCAUUGGGAUAGUCAUCCGCCCGAUCGAGCAUUAUAGUGCGCGCAUGUUAGGCAACAACCGAAGCCGGCCGCGGAGGGACAAGCUCCGCCAUGCUUUUUCUGAAGAUUGCUGCGCGGUAUUGAAAUACCUACGGAGCAAGACGCAAGUCCUGAGCGUCAUGCGGAUCCUUUUCUCCAGUGUGGGCACCUCGGUGCUGCAGUUUUCGGCGUCGCAGUUGUCUCUGGUAUUUGUUUCUGGUUUGUCUUCUAGUUUGUUUGCGAGCUCUUCUCAUUCUUAGCAUGACCUGCGUCGAAGUGUUAUGAGCUGACGCCCCAUGUCACAGCGCUACUCUCUUUGUUGGUGAUCUCCUUGCCCGAAGGCUAGGAGGCGGCGUGACGUCAAGUAGAUGGGGAAAGCGGUGAAGGCUUGCCCAGUGUCUCCCUUUUAGAAAAAUCCAAAUCAUCACCAAAGUGUUUGAGAUCUCUUCUCCGUCUUCUUUCGGAUAAAUCUGCGUAGGCAGAUCGCGCAGCUGUGUGCGAUGCAUGCUACCGCUGCGAUUGUGUGGCGGGAUGGGCACUCAGAAGCGCGCGAGACUUGGCUGUGGGGGUUCGCGCACCAAGAGGAGGCUGCGACGCAGAUGCUAAAUAACUGGUCGGGAAACUACACAGCCGGGGGCCCCGGCUCCGUUGCUCUCUCGUCGUUGAAGCGCUGGCUUCUGAACCAGCCCGAGAAGAGGCGCAUGGGCCGGCUGAGAAGGUUGGCCAGCUUAUUGCUAGGAUGAGAAAGGACCAGCAAGCAACGCGAGAGGAAGAUAGGGCGCUACAAAAAUGAAUUGAAAGUAGACGCGUCAAGGGCGGCUUGAAAUCGACUCCGGGAGCAGAUUCUGCAGCAAAUCGCUCUGAUUGGCAAGCCGCUCGGGAGCAAGCGGGAGACGACCUUACUUAAAAGCUUUGAAGAAGAUACAACCUGCGGAGGAGGGGCAAGAAGAUGCACCAAAAACGAAGAGGAAGCACACAGGCCCGCGGGCUAUAGACCUGAAGCGCAGCCGCAGCGGGGGGAAUCACGCUGGUGACCAGGCGAGGGCCCCAAUAGAACGCACGCAGGCGCUGAACAAAUGGGGCUCAAGAGAUGAGCGCAUAAAGCACGCGAGGACUGCGCAGCGGGUGACGCAGAAGCAGGCGCUAAGAUCAGAGGCCUUCGGCGAUUCGUCUAGUAGUCACAACGAUGACCACGAAGAGGAGACGAGGCCAGAAACACUGCUGCGGGAGGAGGUAGCAUCUUACAAGCAGGCUGAGGAACUCCCUCAAGAAUCUUACAAAACAGAAGAAGGAGACUACAGGAAAACACUACCAGCGCGCUGCAGUGGAGUGCGGCAAAGUAUCAAGGUCAUGGAUCCGCCUCGUCUGGGGCUUCAUAGUGAGACGGUUCCAGCCUCAGCCGUGCCCGUCGCCCGGUGGUGCAAGAAGCAGAGGAAACGGCUCAAAGAGCUACGAGAAGAGGAGGCGACAGCGCAGCCGCAAGAGCCAAGCGCCGCGCUGUAUCUGCAAAACGAAGACGAUGGCUUAGAACUAGAAGAAGCGGGAGAUCUGUUUGAAGGACAUGAUCCGAAGGACAACGCUGACGCAGCAGCACAAGGGCAAGGGGCUAACGUCUCUAAUCUGUUGCGCCCUUCUUUAGUACGUAGCGAAGUUCUGGAACUCCAACGAGGGGCGCCACCGGUGGUUUUUGAUUGUUGGUGUUGUCUUGACGCCAGCAGCAUGCAAAGCUAUGCCCCUAGAGUCGCGGACCACGGACGCCACAAGAGGGCUCGAACUGCGGGGGGGAGUGCUGUUCUCAGUUCAAAAGCAAAAAGCGCACGGCCUGAACUACGUCAGCAACUUCUAUCGGGUGAAGCUGCAGCCAGAUUCACAGACAGGACCUGUGCGCAUUUUUUUAGGCGAGGAGUUGCGCCUCCGUUCCGAAGUUGGUCCAGGAUGGCAAUCCAACUUCCAGCAAGUAGAAGAAAGGAGCUACCGAAGCAGUAGUGAACCGGAACGCGACACCUUUUGAGCGGGCGGGCCUGCAGCACAACCCCAAGGAAAUCCUUCAACCCCCCUAGUGCACGUCCUUCGUCAACCCCACUGCAAAAGCCAAAGCUCUCGCUAUGAACAAGUGCCGCAAUUUCGCUCUACCAGUAGAAUCCGCUGACCCGUCGGAGAUGGCUUGCUACGGCUCCGUCGGUGGAGAAGCCGGCCUUCACCAACAAGCCAGCGGUAGCGUCAAGCAGUAGCUCUUCAAGUACAACAGGAGCAAAAGCCGCCGAUAUGCUGCCAGUAGAGGCGCGCCAAUUUAAGCGCGCUUGCCGCAGAUCUCAGGCCAAGCUAGACCCUGGUCGGGUGGAUGGGUUUAACGUAAUUGAGGAGACGGACAGAGCGCCCGCGAAACAAGCGAAGAAGGACGCGGCCAGGCUGAAGGCCAUAGUAGUAGACCCAGCACUCAGAAAGACGCUCCUUCGACGUCUCAUCUGUCCGGCUUUCGACAUGCACUGCAAAGCGCGCACCCAGGCGAACAGGUCAAGGCGGUUGGGAUCUGGCUCGCUCGAAUGGUUUGGGGCGGUCUUGAACUUGUGGCGCAUCAGAAUCCGUCUCCUUUGCGAGCGUGGUGGUCUACAUAUUGCGCGCCCGCGCUUGACUCCCGGCGCGGGAAGUGUCACGCUCUUGCGAAGUGCGUGGGAGAAUUACCGGUCUGAGAUCGAAGAGCACGCCAUCGAGCUGGCGCACGGCAGCCAGGCGAAGCUACAAGAGAUCAGAGAGGAGCUUCAUACUUCUGACCGGAUGCUGGCGCUGUUCAUCUUGGCGCCGAAUGCUAUUACUUGGAACGACUUCCCCGACAGCGAGCGGACUUUUCUGGCAAUUUUGGUAAGAUUUGGCAAGAGUGCAAAUUUUGGAAAGUUGCGAUGUUGCCAGAGCUUCAAGCUAAGACUUCGCGAUGCGUUUUCCGCGGGGGCGGCGCGUUUUCAGCAUAAGUCUUGCGGCGUAGGGCGUCCGGAUCUGCAAGGGGCUGCGGCAGGCACUGAAAGUCUGGGCUGAGGCAGGGCUUGGGCUUGGGGCUCGGCGUGGGGUUAGCAGACGCUGGGCGCCUAGGGAAGUCUCUAACCAGACGGUUAGAAGUCUUGGGACAAGUCUCGCCUGGGCUUGCGUGGAAGUCUUGUAGAAGUCUUUGCGCCUUUUCCGCUUCCCGAAGCUUCCCUCGACCGUAUGGGCUUCUUUUGGCAAGACUUCCACAGACUUCCAGGCCACCCUGUCCGAGACUUCCACGAGCUUCCAUAGACUUCCGCAGAGGCCUGCGCAAAUCGACCCCAGACUUCUACGAUGAUCAAGCCAGACGUCUCCCAGGAAAGGCUGGCAGGCAGUGCUGGGAGCUCGAAAGCCUUCCGCCGACUUCUGAAGGCCUCCGUAAGGCUUGCGCAGUUGGCGAGGCAUCGAAGGGUGGGCUUUGGGGGGGGGCUAGGCGGAGCUGCGAGUGUCGUGCGGGCAGGGAUGCUGCGGCCGAGCGGCGGGGCCAAGUGUUGCUCGAAAGAAUAGCCGAGGGCGAGUCGUCUUUGGAAAGCGACGACCUAGCAUCCCAGGAAAACGCUUCGCGCCUUAGUCUCUCGGAAAUAUCUGAAGCACUAACAUGCUACUCAGUGGAGCACUGCCGUGCUGCCCUAAGUAUAUCUGAGUUUGGGCAUCAGGCUGGAGGUGUGUCAAUACUACAAAUGGCCACUAAGUAGCCCGGUCCUCCGUCUAGAAGUAGAGGCGUGGGAAUUCGCCAGCUGUCGCCCCAUUCAAGCAAGACACAGAGGCACACCGCGACACUUUUGGACUAUUUAGAAAGUUUCUUUAGAGCUUGCAUUUAAAUAACGCUCGGGCGCCUUCGCUUCUGCCGGAUACCUUCUGAAAAUCAGACGCAUUCAAUGUAGAAACUAAUGCGAUGCAGCUGCUUCGUCGUGGUAUCCUUGUCCUUCUCCCGUAGAAAUAAGAAGGCUAGCCUAAUCAGUAAAGGCGAAGACGUCAUAGCUUGGACUUGCAUGGCGACAGCUUGCAGGCUCAACUUUGGGCAAAGUGCUGCGCUUUUGAAGGGUCACGAAGCAAAUGCUGCUGGGGAGCUGCAGCGCUGACGCUGUUGCUUCAGGUGGAGAGACAGAGAUGGCGCCUGCGGAGACUGCAGCGCCAGGCCUCGUUUCUGUCUGAAGAUCUAGGGUCUCAGCGUCUACUCGUCGGCCGAUCCAGCGAAAAGCGUAAGGGCAGAAGUCUGAAGCAAACGAGAGACCGAGGGCAGCGCAGUCCAGUGAGGGCCAGACAUGGAUCAAGAUCAAAACCGCACAGCAUGCCGUCUGUUACAAAAGCGAAGCCACUCGCUCCAGCGAAGCGCGACCAGUCUGGAGCUAUUCAGAGUCGCAAAAGUUGCCCUUUUUUGAGCAAUAGAGCAAAAGCGCACAGGCCUGACUCACAACGCGGACGGGGAGGCAUAGACUGUAGCCGAGGGACUCGCAGGAGUAGACCAUAAGUAGACGCGGCGUCCUCUCUCGUGAUUCUUGCUCCUGGUGUUGUGGAAAUCGUAACGAGUCGAAAUUUCCGCGACAUUUAGACGCGAGCUUGCCCCAACGAGGAGGAGGCUGAGCUUCAAUACAUCCAGCCCCAGCCCCGGAACUAGGCAGGACAAAAAUAAGAGCAAGCUUCUACUCCCUCUGCAGUCUCUCGCUAGUACUCUUGCACUGCCGCAGGCAGUUGCUAUACGUCAACAUGCCGAACAACUCCACAAAGGCGGCGAAAGACCUCCUGCCAGAAAAUUGAAGAAGCAAGACACAGACGAAACUGCGCGCGCAGUGCGUCGGCAGAAUGGGACUGCGGUACUACAGAACGGCUUGACUUUAGGCGCGUCCUUUCUUUGGCUUGGAUCUAACCCCUCUAAAUCGCUGACGCCUUGGCUGAGACCUGAAGUCACUAAAUUGCCGACGUGUUUACCUGCUGCAAAUAGCACACUACUCACUUACUGAGUUCAUAUUAACACACGGCCACGCUCUUGCAUGUGCCGAGCCCCUUACGCUUCUCUGUCUAUCCUGAUAUCAGCCGAAAAAUCAACAGGAGACGGCAACGAACAUCAGCGCCGCCAAGGCUUUGGCGCGCGACUACAACAAGGGCGGCACGAGGAUCAACUCCCGGACUGACUGAGUUGCUUAUCAGCAUACUGGAAGACGAAACUGGUAAGCGGCUCUCUCUCCAACAUGAGAGAAAUCUGGCAAGAGCACUGAAGAAAGUGCCUGGGCUGAUCCGCGAAGUAGGUCGAAAUACCCGCGCGGGCAAGGUGUCAGAGGCGGCGAUGGCUUUGAGCCGCGCGACCUUCUUGGACUUGAGCGAGGCAGAGGAGCUGACAACUUUGACGGUGUUACUGUUCUGUAGUUUCAGCUGUUGGGAUUUUCCGGCGCUUUGCCCUGAUUUAGAAAAUUGAGAAUGGUGUGACUAUUUCAAAACUCUGAAACAUCACACGGACUACAACUGGAUCUGGUUUAUGCCUUAAUUUGAAACAUCUUCGAGGACCUCUCCUCCACCUCUCUAAGUGUGGCCAUCUCUUCUCCACCUCCAGGAUCGCGCGGCGCUUCGAUUCGGGUCGAUUUCUGAUGAAGAGAAUUGUCUUCGCGCAUUGGCUGCCUGUGGCCACGUCAUGCCGUGGCUGAACCAUGACAAGGCCAAGGCCAAGCUGGGGGCCGCGGCUGCCCUCGCGUUUAUAGAGGGGGGCUGCAAGGCCAGAAAAUCUGCGACCGAGUGCAGAAAGAAGUCGCUUGAGGCGGUGGACCUCUGGCGCCAUGGCAAAGGGCGCAAGUUCGCUCUACAAGAGUCUUCGCAGCUGAUGCAGCUGAAGAAGAGCUGCGCCAUCAUCAAGAAAGCGCGGGCGGAGAUGAAAGCUCAAGAAUUGAAGAAACAGAUCCAGCCCUUGCUAGCGUUGAAGGAUUGGCGUGGCAAUCCGCUAUGGGUAUUCUUUACCGGCCUCACUAACGUAAUAACUUUCGCACCGUUUGGAUUGUUUGGUGGAUUGAUAUAACUUCCCAUUCUGAGGAGCGUGAGAGAGGAGGGAGCCCUCGCAGAUUUUUCUGUGUAAGAGCAGCAGCUUCGCCGAAUCCUUCGCCACUAGAUCCACCAUCGUCACAUCUUAGGCAAGAAACUUAGAAAGUGUCACCCUUGCAGGCAAUCGGCGUCGCGGCUUUAGAUGAGCUGUUGCUUAUUGUGACAAUCCACGCAGCGAACAUUUUGAAGAAGGGAGAAACAAAGACAGGAACUUACUACGGCACGCUUUGAGGAGGCUCCUGAUCAGUCUGAGGGCGCAGAGCUCUUCCUAUGGCGAAUCUGUGCGCGGUUUCUCCAUGGAGACGAGGCAACGCCUGAAGUUGAUAAAUUGGCACUCUUUGGGUCCUUAUCUGUUGGCCUUGAUCUUGCUCCACAUCGUCAAACCUCUACUGAGAUGAAGACGCAGGCGCUUCUGAGUCUGUCGAAUCCUACUUCCAUCCCAUGAAAAACCACCCCUGGAAAAGUCUUGCGUCUUCUUAUCUCCUCUACAGAUGGGCCUCGGUCUGGCGACGGCAAGUCCUUAACAUAAGUUAAGUUGGAGAAGGCCUUCACGGUCAAGAAGGACAAUCCACACGCGGCUUCUCUGUCUUUUCGCAAGUUCUUGCAGCGUAUCAGGGGCAACGGGCCUCGCAAAUACUACAAACUAUCGGCAACCCUCCUCGGGGGGUUGCCUAAUGGGUUCAAGAACGAGCUUGCGCGCCUGGACAAGCUGCGAAUCGACAGCAGUAUCGAAGCUUUGCUUGGGGCUCUAGAGAAGUUGGCGCCCCUCGUCACCUCUACGACUGAGGCGAACAAAGCCACGAAGGGCAAAGGGAUGGAUGACCUCGCGCAAACGGUCUGGCAUGACGGCACCAAGGAGGCAGACCCGAUUUGCCCCAUGUUGCGAGGGGUGCGGCGUCUCACUAGAAGCUGCUUUCGUCAAGGGGCUGACGAAGAAGACGGGGCCAAGGCUUUCCUGGUCAACAUGGAGGAGGCAGACCGCCGAACGCUCAGCGCGUUUCCCGAGCUGUUUGACAAAUGGCGCGCCUUUUUGUUCGCGUUUCGUGCGCGAGACAUUGCCAACGACACAGCCAAGGUCAAUGCUGCGCGUGCCAGUGGUAAUUAUCUCUACACGAUUUGGCUUGUGAUAUGAAGAGCAAACGGCAGCGCAUGCUCGUGGGAGAUAGGUUAGCUUGGUCGACGUGCUCACUUUUGGAGCCGUCAUCUGCAGCGCCAUCGUCUGCAACUGAGAAACUGCAACGCCAUCCCCUGCAACUCCCAUCAUACCAAAGCACUCGCCUCCACUUCGAGCGACCCCCUUGGACAAAUCUGAAGAAUCUAAAUCACGCCUGCAGGCACGUUCGCGGACGCCGACGCAGUGGCUGCGUGCAAUGCGAUCGACGAAGCUUGGGAAUUUCUCGCGAGUGUACCAAAAGAGGAGUGCUGCAAGCUCAUCAAAGCAAAGUGGCCCCAUGGCGUUACCGCUGGCGAAGCAUCAGCGAACGGUGGGAACAAGGUGGAAGAGGUCGCGACCAGUCUGUAGAUGAAGCAGAAGACGCAGGCGAAGACUGUAACCGAAGGGGAAUGUCGCAAGGAUAGUACAUAGAUUACUGCUCUCCCAUGAGUGCACCAGAUACAACACGACGAGGCGAGACCGAUGCGAAUUCUUUGGCUAGUGUCUCUCUCUUGAGCAUGAAAGUCUUUCAAUUCUGUCGCGGCCUUUCGUAUAGAAAAAUGCGCAAGCAGAUAAUAGCUCUCACCUGACAAAUGUAAAAAAUGCAAAGCAUAUAGUUAGACUCGAUAUGUAACGACACUAGUUACAAUGCAACUUCCUGGAUAAAUAUUCGUCAUCUUCUACGCAUUUCGCGCCUGUUGUUGGUCUCUCAUCACUCUGCCCGGCUUGUGCAUGUAAAAGCAGACGCUUCCAACAACCAAAAUAAAAAACAAGACCAGAAUCAUGACGGUGAUGCAUGCGGCUACAAAUACACAAAAACAAUCUGCGUAGCUUUUCCGUCAUCUCUGAGAGUUCUGAUCUCGGCCAUAUACUUACACGCUCUUGAUGGUAAGAGCACCAGCGAAGCGCUCACAUUGAAGAAGAAGGGGGGCGCACUUUGUCAAUGGGCAUCAUCUCACGCAAAUGCAUCAGCGUCAGAAUCGUAGUAGAGUUAACGAAAGAACUCCAAGCAUGUGACUGGUAGCAUUGUAGUGAAAUAAUGAACAUUCUUCGCCACGUCUCUAAGUCGCUCCUCGCAAGCUUCUCGCGAUCUCGUAGCGCUCAACAAUCUUGGUUCGGCGUGAGGGGUCGCGGUGGCCAGCCAUGAAAGAGCGACAGUAGUGGUUUUGUUGUGGACAGAUUGCGCCGCCGUCGUGAUCUUGUCCACAACUACCUUAAACACGUUUCGCGCAUCUUGUGUCUCAUGAUCUAAAUGCCCCGGACAGGCGCCCCCUCCUGCGUGGUUGAAUGGAGAUGGGUCGACUAAUGUUGGAGCGUCUUCGCUUGUUGCGUAUUCACCUACACGCACCAAAUAGAUACCAGAACCGCUGGGCCCUGAACAGCUACGAAAGCCCUUCGGCCAUCAUUUGAAACAAAUCAAGCACAGGGCUACACUUUGCACCACGUCAAAAGCUUACAAAAGAACUCCACUUGAGCAGUAGAGCUAACUAACACGGAACACACUCCAGCGGGAGGGUCGGAACACUUUCGGGCCCAUCACCUUCAGAGCACCGCGCGGGGGCUUUCUUUUUGAGGGUGCUGCGGCUUGUGGGAGGGUUUCACAAGCUAGCACCCUUGGGGUCAGGGCAAUAAAUGAAAAGGGCGACGCUAUGCGGGACGGGAAGCGCCGGGGGACACAGCGGAAGCACUCAAUGGGCAGAGAGGGCGCAGCGGUUCAAGAUUGGGGGGAACGUCUUGAGGGGACGAGAGAGUCUGUGUUCGGGAGCGCUUGUUGUGGGCGUGGGGAGUGGGUCUACAGAUGCCGGGGCCCAAGGUGGAGGGCUUCAUUGAAAGAAACCACCUCGGGAGAAAUUCCCGAGACUUCCCGGGGAUUUCCGCGCGGCAGAGGCCAUCCGCCCGCGCCCAGGUCAACAAGCUACCAAACUCAGGCAAGGGCGCAGCGAUCGCCUGACCACUAAAGAGCUUGAAGAGGUGGGAGGCGUCCUCGCUGAAGUUGAAACUUUCCAAAAUCCUGAACAGCAGCAGAAGCUGCGGGGCGAUUUCUGGCGCCUGAUCGAGUUCGACGCCAGUGCGCAAAACGUCGCCACAGCCGAGCGGGACUCUCGUCCUAUCUUCAACAUGCAAGGCAAAAGAUACGACGACGAACGAAGUCGCAGGAAUGUGCUUCCUCAAGGGUAUCGGCUCGGACUUGUCCACGCAUGGGAUGCAAAGAAACUCUGCAGCGUGAGCCGAAGGGCGGCCUUGAACAUGAGAAAGCGACCACGGGCACGGAGACGAAGCCCACUCUCCACAGCAGAGCCAUCCUUGGCACGAAUGAGCGACCCUCGCCGGAUGUUCUCGCUCACUCUGCAGCCAGCUCAGAAGAAAGCUGCCGAAGAAGAAAGGUAGAGGACUCCCUUCCGCAAAGGGAAGGGAAAGAAAGGGGGGGCAAAGGUAAGAGAGGCAAGAUGAGGCACGACGGUGGCUCCAACUCUGAUAAGACGAACACCGAUAAGAAGAAACAGACCGCACAAGAAAAAAAAAGGGAGUCGACCCGCGACCAACAGCGUCGCGGUCGACGAGCCUUGGCGACUAUCUAAGCCACAGAAGGCGAAUGGCUUUGGCUCGGGCCAGGUCUCUUAUCGACUACCCGUAGCCAAAGUAGGAUGGUCGUAUAGCAGGUGGCGGCCACCGCGACCAAGUCAAUCUCUCAGCCUUAGAGCUUGAGGGGAGGGAGCUGGAGAGAGCGGCUAGCGUUGUGGAAUUCUUGAAUGGACACAAAGUUACAGCAAAAGUUGAGAAGUAUUGCCUCAUCUCGAAAGGGAUGGAAAUGGUGGGCAUAUGCUCACCGAUAGAGAGGAAGGAGAGACAGACUGCACCAGCCACCGCGCCUCCAUGCGUUCAAUGUGAGGAACGGCCACGGCGGGCGUCUUCAGUCGCCAACGUCGACGACAUAGAGGGCAAUAAACCUUCCCCAUGCUCGUGCUGCAUAGGGAGACAACAGGAGAGGACUGUCGCAGCGUUUUCGCCUCAGAUGCAAGAAGACGCUGACGACUUCGACAGAGUCUCACUGCGCGCGACACUGUCGAGAAGCGCGUCUACAGUGGGUGGCUACUCGACAGCGGCGCAGAAGUCUUCCUUGUCAGGGGUCAGAGCUUGAUCUGAGGCGUCGUCGGUGCGGGCACCAUAGUCCAAGCUGACGGAUCUCCGGUCGAGGGGGGAGCACGGGCCUCCCUCAAACCCCUCAAGGCGGAGGAAUCACGCUCCUCCAUAUUACUCAUAAGGAGAGCGCGCCAUAGUCUGAGGCUCGCGCACAACAUAGCAAGCCUGGAAGUACUGCUAGAGUCGGGCCUUACAAUGUCGCCCACUCUAGACAAACUGCACGCCCCCAGUGGCGAAGCAGUUGAUGUAAUCAAGAAGGGCCGCCAGCGGUUCGUAAGGUUCUACUUCUACCACGAACCGAGGCCCGCAGAUAAGGCCCUCUCGAUCUCGGAGACGGCCCUACAAAACAAAACGGGGCAUAUGGCACAUCUCUCAAACUGUGAAACAUGCAGACAGAACAAUAAAGCUCGCCGGAAGCCAUUCAAAAAGGCCACAGCGCCAGAGCUUCUCCCCAGUGAACCUAGCCACGCAAUCUAUCUGAUCAGCGUGGACUUUUGCGGCCCCCUGGCAGCCAGCGGCAGUGGCUGCAAGUAUUGGGUCGCCAUGGUUGGCCGGUGCGAAUCUUGGGCCGAGGCAAUCGGAGUAGAGCGAAGGCAGACGCCCAUAAAGCUCUAUAAAUCUGGAUGGACAAACACGGCGCGCCGAGAGUUCGUAGGCUUGACAACGGAAAAGAGUCCGGAGGAGAGUUUCUCAAGCUACUCCGUAAGAAGGCAUGGCUUAAAGCCGCGCAAAUCGUCUCCGCACUCAUCGGCGCAGAACGGUAGCGUGGAAGUCCAUGGCCGACUCGUAACGCAGGGGGUCAAGUGUCUGCUUGACGCUGCAAAGUUACCAGAAAAGUUCUGGAGCCUUGCAGCGCAAACGGACUGCCCCGCGCUCAAUCGAGCGCAAAGACUGGCACUCGGUUCACAGUCCGCGUGCCAGACGUGACGCGGAGCGCCUCCGCCUCUCAAAUUUAUGUGAACUUUUGGGGCGCUUUGUUGAUGUAAAGCCUUCGCGUGGACGAAGAUGCGGCGGGCGUGCCUCCUUGGCAUAGUCGUGGGCUACUCGCAUUGCCCUCCCGACUACUUAGUCUGGGACGAAACCACGAGAAAGGCCAUCAAGGCCUGAGGAGUCGACUCCGGCAAGGAACCAACCUUGCCGGAGUGCGUUCCUUCGGAGUGGGCGCUGUAUCUGGAUAAGUUGGCGCAAGCUGUGGACAACAAGCCCAGAGAGGUGCAGAACUCUGACCCAGCCGGCAGCGGCAAAGUAGUGACUCUGCCCGUUAAGAUAGUGGACAGGCUACGAGUUCUGAAAAGCCUUGACAGAUAGGCUCAAGCGCUUCAGCUGCGGCGAUACAAUCCCCACGAAGCUCAAAAGACAAGGAGCGUCGGCGCUCUGUGUCAGCAAGCACUUCCCUGCCGACCUUGGCACAUGUGUGCCUUAUAGCGCAGGCCUUUGCCCCGCAGUGGCCGACCCAAUAAAGGCACGCGAGAGCUAUCCUCCCCUCAUGGAGAAAGCGGAGAAGAUCUUUUUGAAAAAAAUAAGAGCGGAAAGCCCGCGCUCCAGUGCUCGAAGGGGCGCCAUACAUAGGCCAGGGGCACUCGCUGAGACGCUGGCAAAAGAACCCAACCUGAGUGAGCGCCCAGUCCAUCUUAACCUGCAGCGAGAACGGGAGAGACGCAGUCGCAACAAGGAAGAGGGGCCCCUUCUCCCUUGUGGACGAACUGCGGGGGUGACGUUUGUCGAGGAGUUGCCCCCCGACAGUGUGCACUUGCUGCAUCGCCAACAUCAUGGACGCCGCGCCUGAUGUAUUUUCUGGCGAGGCUACGGCUGCUCAGACCUUCGACGGCCGUGCCCUCCUGCUAUGAACUCUCUCGCGCAAACAGGCGCACGCGGAAGAUUCAGGAGGCUGGACAAAAGCGGAGCAAGCUGAGCUAAAUCUGAUCAAGGGGCGAGGCGUCUGCGAUGAAGUGGCGCGCAGCGACCUGCCUCACGGCGCGAAGCCUGUGCCCAUUAGGAUCCUCCACAAUGUAAAAGAAUUUGGCCGACUUAAGUGUCGCGCUGUAGUUCUCGGGAAUCGAGUAGACUACCAAGAAGGCGCCUACCCUCCCGCCCCUCGGGUCUCAAGGAUAAGGCUGCUCAUCAAGGUGGCAAUGGCGCUCGGUUUUGAUCUUGAGCAGUAACGAUGCGAAGACGGCGCUGACAUCGUCGGCGAGGGUGUCCAUUGCAUUGCACACCUCCACCACAGUGGCGCAGAGAGGGCUUCGCCUGGAAGCUAAAGAAUGCCCUCUGUGGUCUGAAGAGCCCUCCCGGCACUCUGGGCAAAAACGUUCGCAAAACACGCCACCAGCUCCGGUCGGAAACAAAGUGAGAACCGGCGAGCCGUCUCUGUUCUUCCACGGCAAGCGCCAAGUCUGCACGCUCGGUCGCGCACGUGGGUGGCGUUGUCUUUCUAGGUCGGAGAGAGAACAUAGCCGCGGUUCGAGGCUCAGCCCUCGAUAGGUUUGGGCGCAAUGAGUGGCAACCAAGACAACAAGAGGACGGCGGGCAUUCGUAUAAGCUGCCGCGCGUCAACGUUUUCAAAAAGAGCCGCAGACUGGCCUCGAGUCAAGAAAGUCUGGCCGAUAAGAUCUUGCAGGACUUCGACCCAGACAAAACGACCAAGGAAGCCGCUUCUCCGAUAACGCGCGCGAAGAUCGACCGGCUCGAAAAAGAAGCGGCCGACGGCACAAGCAAAGGGGCGAAUACCUUGGCGACAAAGCACACCCAAAGGCAAUUCGCCGGCGCAGUAGUGUAUCUGUGGACAUCAACCAGAUGCGGCCUAGUAUCUGUCGCCCGGUAUCUGUCGACAUCUCUAGAGGACCCCACACAGGAGGCCCCAGCCACGCGUUUGCGAUCGAGUCGCCGGGCAUCUCCUAGGGACUCGCUAGAGGCGCAGACUGGCCCUGAGUCCAGAAAGUCUGGUCGAUGAGAUUUAUUUUGCAGGACUUCGACCCAGACAAAACGAACAAAGAAGUCGGCACUCCGAUAACGCGCGCGGAGAUCGGCCGGCUCGAAAAAGAAGCGGCCGACGGCACAAGCAAGAAGACGAAUACCUUGGCGACAGAGCACACCUAUAGGCAAUCCGUCGGCGCGCUGCGUAGUGUAUCUGUGUACAUCAACCCGAGACGACUUAGAAUGUGUCGCCCAGUAUCUGCUGACAUGUCUAAAGGACCCCACACAGGAGGCCCCACGCGUUUGCGAUCGAGUCUUCGGGUAUCUCCUAGCGACUCGCCGCCUCAGCUUAAACAUUGACGGCCGCGACGGAGAUUCAUCUCUCUGCGCGUGGUCUGAUGCUGGCGGGGCAACAUGCAAAAAGACAUGAGGGCCCGCCUCUGGCGGCUUAGUGGAGGCAGGGGGGGGGCAUCCUUACGCUUAUGGCCUGGCCGCGCAGCAAGAGGCAGCCGCAGCCAGUGGUAGCAGUAUCCACCACUGGAGCGGAACUCAUCGCCGCGACUGAAGUCGCAAGAGAAGCGGCCGAUCUCUGAAGACUUCUCCGAGGGUCUCUAGCUGACCUUGGCAACAAUCACCAAAGGAACUCAGUGAGCGCCCGCGGGCGGCUGGAGAGGUCACUCUCUCAAGUUCUGUCACUGGUCGACAAUAAAAGCGCAAAAGCGAUCCGGAUCCGCGAAAGCCCAGAAAUCCGCCGCGUCAAGCAUAUGGAUCGGAAAACGCUUUGGACUUGUGAGGUCGUAGGUCAAGGAAGAAACACGCUUCACCAUUCCCCUGCAGAAGAUCAGAAGGGCGACGCCUUCGCGAAGGCUCUCCGCAGAGCGGCCCUCACUAAUCUGCUGGCAAAGAUCGCGGGCGAAAAGCCAAAAGCAAAGAAUGCCCAAACUUGGAGAAUGGCUGGCAGUUCCACUAGCAAGCGUUCGAGCUUGCAGCGAUCAAAGAAGAAAAUAGGCAACGAAGUAGACCGCUGCGAGGCGCAUCGGAAUAAGACUCAUUCUCGAGACCACGUCUGGCCAUCCGACCAGGCGCGGCUGUUUUUUGUCUCUUCAGUUUUUUUUUCUCCGUCAAAUUUGAUUUUUUAAAAAAAAAACUUCUUUUGGUUUGUGGGUCUUGUUUUAGCAUUCAGAGGCGCUGUCUUCGUCUAGGUUUCUAAUGUCAUCUAUUGCGUAUCUAUAUAGUAAGUAGCUCGCGUGCUUUGCUUUUCAGCUUACAAAGGUGUCGGCCAGUUCCUCUGCGUCGUCCUCCACGAACAAAAUCACGGCGGGGCGGCAGCACCUUACAGCCGCGCCCCUCUCGAAGGAGGUGGCGUCGGUUUUCCGGGUGGCGAAAGUUUUAAGAAAGCUACUCGGGAUGCGGUCUGCCAUUCGAGCAGCGUAAUGGUGCCGCAAAAACCGACACCGCCAGCCUUGCCUCCCGCCAUUGAAGCCCGCGCAGGCAUUCUCUGGGACUAUUGUCACUCGUUGGCGCGUCCUCUUCGCGGAUGUCGUGGCGCUAUGGAAUGGGGCCAGUGCGUUAGUUUUUGUAUGCUCUGCAUGUUCCUCGGCAUCGAAGAAACUUGGAAAGAUUGGAGGGAGCGUCGCGGCGUGUCUAUCUCCGUGCACUAUCCCAAGAAGCUGGACACCAUGCCGGAGCGUUUUAAACAGGGGCGCUGGGAUUUGCAAACUAAGGCGCGCGGGGGUCGUCUUGGCGAGUGGUGUUCGAAGAUACGCCUUGGCGACUCCUCAGCGCACGUCGGGGGAAAGCGUAGCAAGCGCAGCCGGCUCGUGCCGCUACGAUUGUGACCCAUCUCGAGGGGAUGCAACUAGUGGAGCCGUUGGCAGAAAGGUCACCAUGACAAAAGCAGAGGCUCUGCCGCGUUAUCCGCACCCGGGUGAGUGGAAUUCUCCAGGCCAUGUGGCCGAGGAGCCCAAGCCGAAAAAGGGAAAGAACAAAGGCGGCAAAGCCAACAAGGAGAGAGGAGGCAGCAAGCCAGCCGAAGACAAGGGAAAAGAAGCGAGAGCCGAAGGCGAAGCCAAGGCUGAAGCAGACGAAGAGAAGGGCGCCAAAGGAAAAAAGGCCUCAACGAGGAGCAACGAGGGAAAGGGGCUGGCGUUAUCCUUAAACGACCCAGAGCCCCGAGCUCGUUGACGCUGGGUGCGUCUGCGGAACUACAGCAAGGAGAGGAAGGUCUUCCACCGGGUGCAGGUCCAAGCUGGUCCGAUCUUGAGGGCUGGCACCGACUUCGGCGAACUUUAGAAGAAACCAAAAGGAGGGAGUAUAUAUAAAGAGGAAGAAGAAAAAGGGCGCGCUAAGUCAUCUCAAACACAGUGGGCACGCUUUCAGUCGUGCUAUACAUUCAAAGGGCACCCAUCCACUUUCGUGCAUCAUCGCCAAACGCAUUACCUUGCAAUGGCGGACUCUUCUGCAUCUUUCACAUUUCUAGGAUUAAACAGCACGAGCUUCAAGCGCAUUACUUAAGUGAGUGGCUGCAGACUAAGGGGGGCGCUGGUCCAGUUCCAACACCCCCGAAGUGUAUGAGAAUCAUGAAGCUGCUCCAACUUGUUGAAAACGCUGCACGCGGUCAGGAUUACAAUGGUGACCAACAUGAUCAGCAUGGUGAAAGCCUUUAAGACAUGAAAGCGAUGCGCGCGACGAAGGUCAUGCAAAUGAUCAGCAUAGGCAUGCAGAUGAACAACGGACACGCAUGAAACGCCGUUCAUUCUUUUCCUUCUUUGCAGGUCGGGCCCACAUUUUAAGGAUUCGCAAAGUGAGUCAGUUUUUCACGCCGUACAGAAACCGCGCCCAUAGACGACGGAUCAGACCCCCCUACUGUGUGCGAUCUGAGCAGCCGGGACCUUCUUGCGUAGCUAGUUUGAAUUUAGUUUAACCUUCACUAGCUAGUUAAAAACCUAGCUGACUUUUUGAAAGUGAGUGCAGUUUUUCUUUUCAUAAAGGAGACCGACUCCUGAUCAAGCCGGUAGUCUACCGGAUCCCGACAGAGAUUCCCGAGGACAGGCUAAAACUUUCAGUAGUGUUUUACUCUGAACGACUGCCAAAGGGAAAGGGCAAAGGGGCUGGGGGGGGCUACCUUGUCACGGAUCGCCUUGGCGAGGUGUUCGAGGGUCCCUCAGGCAAUACUCUGCUGCGUCCGGAGGAAUGGGUGACACAUGCGACUAGUGCGCAGUUCUUCGCGCCUGACGGACUUGUAGAAGGUCGGUAUGUGCAGCAAGUGGAUGGAUCGCCUUAAGCAUGAGUGAUAGGGCCAGCAGGUCCCCAAAAUUCUCGAUGUUCUAAAUUUCACGGGUAUGAAGGUCAUGGAUUUCCUCAGCCUUGUGUCGUUCCAAUUCUAUGCGUCUCAUGGUGAUGAAAAUAAUGAAGAACAUGAAGCCAAGCAGGAUUAUCCUGAUCAAGAUCAGGACAACAGAAGAACAAGAGCAAGAAGGUGAACCACUGAGAUCAGUCACAUGACUGAACAAGAACAACACGCGCGCACUCUCGUACGUUUUACAUGUCUCAAAUGAAACGGGUCGGGUUUACAUUUUAAGGAUUCACAAAGUGAGGCAACUUCUCAAGCCGUACAGAUUUCGCGCCCAUAAGCAACGGACCAGGCCGAGCCCACCCCGGUAGCUAGUUUGAUUGAUAACUAAGUGAAUAGGCCAACGCCUAAACCACUGAGCCAACUGCGCAGUUGGCUUAGUGGUUUGGGCGUUGGCCUGUCCCCUUAUCAAUGGGCAUAGAGAUCAGCCUACCCGCACUGGGUGUAUUAUAUAAGCCAACAACGCAAAGACCCGCGAGCGUCGUCUCAUGAUCAAGAAAAACCAGGCGAGGCCCUCGGACAUUCUUACUCUGCCGCCUCUUGUGGGUUAUCCUCGAUCGUUCUCAGCAGCAGCCGCACCCCCAUCAUCGUCAUCCAGCUGGGCCCCGUCGUCUCGCUGCUGAUCAGCCGCCAGCUGGAGACGGGCCGUCGGCUAGGUCUUGAGUGUCAUUGCUGGGGCUUGUGUCGAUGGCAGCAGGAGUCCCCCCGGCCUUUUUCUUGCUUGCUUUCUUCUCUUGUUUUGCUUUCAUCUUCUUGACCAUUUGGCGCAUGAGAGUACGGGCAGGAGGGCCGCGCUGUGCUUGGGGGGCUGUCUUCAGCAGUCGCCAACUGGGUCGCGCCUCCUCUUCCUCUUUCUGCAGCUUACGGACCGCAAGAGCUUCCCCCAUCUCUGGAGGCUCGUCCCCUUCUUCUGAAUCUGUGUCCCGGCCUCUGUUGCCUUGCUCCGCCAGUUUGUUCAUGCUGGUCAUAGCUGCAGGGCGCUCAAUAAAAUCGGGGCGAUCACGCCAGGGCGCGCCUUCUUGUGUGUUUGUUUUCGCAGUCUUCCACUUCUUGCCUUCUUCUUUGCCUGCGAGCGUCGCAACAAACUGCGCAGACCUUGGCCGCGUUUUAAGUCUAUUCCCCGUGGGGUCUUGCUUGCUUCGGACGGGUUCUGCGGUCUCUUCAUUAAUCGAAGCGAGAGGAGCUGCCCCCCGCAGCGCCGUAGCCAUUUCGGGGCACUCUGUCUUGGCUUCUAACCAAUAGAUGCUUGCGCAUGCUUUGUCGCCUUUGCGCUUCUUGCUAGUAUCUAUACUGCCUUGCCCUCUGCAGAUUGGUCUUCCGCGUCGCGUGGUUCUUACUUUCCCGCCCUACAUUCGGACAAGGUCAUAACCCGCAGGGCCAUCUAGUGCGUAGUAUUGCCUGCUGCCCUCGGGGAUUUCUCGGCGAUGUCCUUGCUGAAUGCAUUCCAAGGCCGAGGCCUCGGCUGAAGCUCCUGCAGGCCGCUGGCUAAUACCAUCGGCGGGCACGUCUUCCGCCUGGUCGCGCCAUUGAACCGCCACCAUGUGAAACGGCCCAGAACGAGGGCGGCGCUCUUAAGUGACUACAGCGAGCAGACUGCUCCGCGAUUAUCUCACACACGUGACACCAGGAAGACGCUUUCUUUGGCGGAUCAGCGUGGUCGGCGGGUGCGUGUCGAGAGGGAGACCACUGGGAGAGACCAGAAGAGAACGCUGCGCGGGAAUGUUUUAGAGGAGUCGCAGGGCCCUUGCGUUGUGGUGUGUCUCUUCUGGUUCUUGCUGGUGGCGGGGCUGGCCGCUAUUAUAACUGGGGGUAGAUUAGUAGCGCAGGGGUCAGCCCCUCACGCGGUUCCAGUACUGGGCGCUUUUUGAAAAACACCACCAGGCGGACGCGCACCCGACCAGAGUCUGGGGCAAAAUCUGGCUAAGACAAGCGGCCGCGUGGGAUCGCAGGGCGCGCGCUUGCCCUGAGCUGUUGCGGCCUUGCUUCGCUUCGGGUAGCUUUUCUGCUUUCCUCGUGACGUGUCGCUGAUGCAUUUGUGAGGGAUUCGGCGGCGGUCUUUGUGUGUGGCUUUGUUCUUUGUCCUUAAACUCUGCAGAGGGUUCUCGGGUGUUGAAUUCUGCGGCAGCGGACCAACAGAGACGACCGAGGAAGCGCCUGGGCUUUUUCGGUCGUUUUUUUCGAUCGGUUCCGCUUCUCGUGGGGAUUGCGCCUCAUCUUUCGGCGCGUGUUGUUUGCGAUCCUUGGGCUGUACGUGGACGAUUUUUCGGGCAUCGCACCAGCUCGCCUCGCGCAGGAGCUGCUCGAUUGCUUCGCUCUGUUUUUGGAUCAACUUGGCGCUCCGUAUGCCAAGCGCAAAGUCAAGAUUGGGCAUGAGGUCGAGGCGCUCGGCUUGCUGUUUAACGUGUCCGGGCGGCCUUUUUAUCAGGUUUCGCGUGAUAGAGUCGCUCAGAUUGUCAAGCUGAUCGAUUCCAUCUUCGCAGAAGGCAAGCGGGAGCCCGCUGCCGCGCGCAAACUGCAAGGGAGAGCGUUCUUCGUCUUCACUUCCCUUGUCGACAGAGCGACGAAUCCCGUGCUUCGUCCUCUCGUCAAUCUUUCUGAAGAAGUGGGCGAGGCCUCCUGGCUCACGUUUAGGCCCAAACGCUGCCUAUCAAUCAUUAAGUUCCUGGUCCAGCAGCCCAUCCGGCGUUACGCCAAGUGCUGCGCGUCAGCGAACGUUGGCAACAUCAUUUACGCCGACGCGUUCUUCGCAGAUGCGGAAGGCCGCCCAUCGGGGGUCAAGGUAGUCAUCAAUGAAGAUGGCACUUUCAAGCUCUUGCGGUUCACGUUUUCGCUAACUAAGUCAGAGCUACGUCCUUUAUGACACAAAAAAGGCACUAGUCCUAGAAAUUUGUAAAUUUGAUAGGUGCCACAACUAGGCGAGUGCCCUGAGUUGCGGCAAGCUAGUGGCGCCUUUCAAGGGGCCGCAGCUCUUUGGAAUGCCUCGCGCGUUUUUGGCGCCUGAUAUCGGUGCCCGCGCUCCUGCCUUUCUGCGCCACUUGGUGGCACUGUGGCGCUCCCUGGAAUACGCUGGCGGUGUCAAGCUGGUCACCCUGCUCGCGUGGGGGUUCGCUGCGAUGCAGAUAAGCGGCGACGGCGUGGCUUCGUUAGUUACGCCUUGCGUGCAAGGUUCUACUCAUGACGACCCAACGCCUUGGUGAGGCCAGGGCUCGCCAUGGCGCUGGCUGGACUGGGGUUCCGGCGUCGUCUGAUGGGCUGCAAAAGGCGCCACUUCGUGGCACCUUUUGCAACCCAUUAGAGCACUUCUUUUCUCGAUCAAAAAUAUCCCGAUUCUAGUGCGGCUUGUGGUGAUCCUAAAUUGUUAGAGCAUUUUUUUCUAGUCUUGCUAGAAAAAAAUGCCCAUUUUUUUAGGCUCACGCGCAUUAGAGUCUGGGGCUUUGCGGUGUCGAAGAAAAAAGCUCUAAUGCGGUUGAAAGUGGCACCUUUUCGCGUCAUUUUCAAACCCAUUAGAGAGCUUCGCUCUUCCCCUUGAGAAAUGUUAGAGCGUUUCAAGAUAAUGCCUAAGGUUCUGUCGCCUUUUAAUGAGGCUAGGAAGUGGGCCAGCGAUCUCCCAGGGGAAGCCUAGGGCCCGCAGCGGUCUGCUGGCCCCUGCUCUCCCGCGCCAUUUCUGACGCUGGUGCUGCACUGAAAAGGCAGGCGGGCAGGUGACUCCUGCUCUUGCUGGGGGAAAGGCGCGGACAGGGUGAACGCUUGGCCGCCUUCCCCAGAGUGGCCAUCGGUCGACCCCUCUAAAGAGCCACGCAGUUCCGCGAUAGGGGCAUACGCCAUCGGUGCGGCGUCUACGUAUUUUACAAAAAAUUAGGACUAGUGCCUUUUUUAUUUCAUAUCCUUGCACGGGCAGACAGCCCAUUUUCUUUUUAGAGACGCUUGCGCCCUCGUUGGCAGUUAGAGUUUUCGCUGAACAUGUUAGCAAUUCACUCCGCCCACAACUUUGCGACUGAUAACGAGGCUGCCGAAUCUUGCUUGCUUAGUCAGAGUACUCAAAGAGCUCAUAUGUCUUCUGCAGCCUUUUUGUUUUGGUCGUCCUUGUCCUUAUGCGAGGCAGUGCUUGGAUCUCUCGCGUUCCCUCUGCUCUCAACGUUGCAGAUAUUUUCAUUCGCCUAGACAAACUCGAACUUGCGCUCCGUUUAUUCCUUGGCCUUUUCGAAAAAGUAAAAUUAUCUGAUGAAGAUGCCAGCUUUUGCAAAGGCGCCAUGAAGUUAGGCCCCCACUUACUUUCCAGGCGCGUUGGUUCAGCUAGACAAAUCUUUUUCCCAACCACAUGAAGACAGUCACGACGAUAAGAACGGCGACAGUCUGGCAGAGUGAUUCGCUCAAGUAGAGGAGCAGUGUGUCUCAGUCGAUCCACAUAGUGCAAUCCUUUUUCGUCGUCGCUUUUCUCUCCACGACUCGAAAUUUCGUGUCGCAUUGCUCCAGGGGUCCGGUAUUGAGCUACAAAUAGCGCUCUACAGACGCGUAGAACUCACUUUGUCAUCUUUCGGGCCUUUUCUUGAGAGGUUCACUUGUCGGGCGCCCGUCUCCGCGGCGCGAGUUAUCUCAAUGCGUCAGGUUUGUAGUUCAAUACGCAGACUCCAAAGGAAUAAAUCUGAGGAACUGGCGGCAAGUGCUGCCCUCGGCACCUGUGGCCUGUAGUGCGGACCUUUGGCAGAUAUGUGCCCGCCUUACCUCUGCGAGCCCCUGCGGCUCUUACUUGCUGAAGGCUGAUCUUGGAGCCAGAUGGCCGGGGGCUGUGAGCUCCUACCCAGAUGCAACAUCUCAAGCGCGCCGCCCUUCCUUUGCCGUGGUCUCUGGCAGCUGAAUAGGCUGGGGGGGCGCCAUCCCUCCGGGUGUUGCGACUGUCUCCGCGGGUGCUGUUCUUGCUCAUCUUUCUCUUUCGCCGGCCAUAUCGCGGAAGGUGUGAAGACUUUAGCUGCCUACUGCUAUGCAUCGCAGGAAGAAGCGUUAUCGUUGUCGUUUUUUUGAUUUUUUCAGAUUGAUUGGGGUAGCAAAUUCCAGGCACUGGCGGGACGCUGUGCGCGUGGACAUAAGAACGGAGGGGCGCCAGCAUUCGCCGCUCCCUCUUGGCGCGUCUGUGGGUGGGCUGCGCUUGCCAUGACUCAGACAACAAACCAGCGGCGCCGCGCGCGCUGCUGUCCUGCUCUGGCUGCUGGGUGGUGCUGCGCUCUCCGGGAGGCGCUUCCAGCAGUGGCAGACGCGCAUGCGUGUAGCUUGUUUCCUUGUCCCCUCGCGGAUCUGGGGCCCGAGUGUCAGGGGAUGGCCCGCAGCCUUGCUGCUUGCGGCCGCUCCGCCACCUCUGGCGCCCCACCUUCUCCGACCUCUAGCGACUCGGCGCCCCCUUCCUGCUGUGGCCGCUCUGGUCCUCUAGCCGGGUCGGAGGUGGUCCGCCACCCCAGUCCGCCGACCCCUCCAAACACUCGCCAGAAAAACGAUAGCGAGCAAGCAGAAAAGACGCCCGCCCGUCAUCCGCUUGCCCGUCGAGGUUCUGAAAAUUUAGCGUGUGUCUUUGGGCUUCGGCGAGCAAGAGUGUCGGGCGCUAGAAGCGUCAUCGCCUAUCUGUCGGGCGCCAGAAGUCUUAUCAAAUGGGGCCCCUGAAAACAAGGACCCCCCUCGAACACCCCCUCCAACUAACCCCUUCAGCCGCUCGCGCGUCUGCGGCUCUCGGUCGGCUCCUCGCCUCCUUGGAUCUUGAGCGAAGUGGCGUCGCGGCUUCCCCUCGAUCGGCUUGGCGUUUCAUAUUGCUUGCCCCCAGGAAUCACCCCAAUGAUUGCCAGCGGGGCGGCUUUCCGAGUGCGCCGAGCUUGGUGCCCACGAUGGGCUACUUUUGCGGAUAAUUUUGCAGGGCCAGGCCACGCCAUUGCCCCACGGGCGUGCGUAAGCGGAGGCCGCGGCCUCUGAGCUUAGCGGCACCAUCAUGCCCGGCCAUGAUUGAAGGGCCGCGUCAGGUCAACGGGAGGAGGAGCGCAGCGUCUGCUGCGGCACCUCGUGGAGGGAGGGCCGGCCUGCCCGUCGCAAGGUGGAAAGCCCCGGGAUCGCAGUGCCCCGCGUCGUGCUUUUAUCAAAAAUUAAAAAAAACGAUAAUGAUAACGCUUGUGCUCGCAAUACUAUGCGAAAGCAUUUGACAAACAGCAGGCGAGAAGCCUAGCAGUAGAACACUUGCAACGUCCACCGACUGAGAUACCGGCCAGCUGACUACGCCACUAAAAUGAACAGACUGAAGACGCCACCACAUCACGCACGCAACUCGGGGAGAUUACUCGGGUCAUUAUUACCAGCGUGCGGGCGAGGCGGAUGACAUGGCUGCCUCUAGGGUAUGGAUGAAGGUGGUGGCUACGCCUGGGCUGCUGCUGCUGAUGAUGAUGAUGAGGAUGAUGACGAUGAGAACGGGCAGGGGGCUCGGGGCUUUGGGGGCUUUCACGGUUCUGGUGGAACGUUGUGGGGAUCUCUAUGCAUGGGAGGAGCGAGGAACGAGGCCGGGCGAGUUGAUUGAAAUCAGAACCAUGGACGAGGAUCGAACUGGACCGGGGUCCUCGUGCUGACUCGUCACGGAGUGGCGACCGUUCUGGGCUUGUGCUUACUUACACCCACACAGGCACACACAAGGACGCCUGCGCCUGACAGCUCAAGCGUGGCCGCUACUUGUCAGCUGCUUGCGCCUCGCUUUGGUGAUGGAUUUGCCAGCCGCUGCGGGGUUCGAUUCGUUUCGGCUUCGGCUUGUGCAUGGAUUCACACGCGCCAGCGAUCGACACGAAAGAAGCGGAAAGACAUAACGCCGCUGGCCAAGACUCGCAGGCCCACUCUGGCAGGGGUCUCAUGGCAGCGGAGCACGCUUGCGCCCGUGCGUGGAACUGAGCCGUGCCAAGGACAAACCCCAAGAACACCCCAGGCACUGACUGCAAACACAUGACACCCCCACACCUGUGGCAGCGCAUGGCAACGCUGCCAGCUUUAUCAAAAGCCAACUUUUGAAAACGCGCCCCCCGUGUAUCUUGCCAGUCCCCAAAAAGCAAAAGGCUGGCGACGGCCCUGCGCGUGAUUUCGAAAGUGGAGCCUCAGAGGCCAGGUGGGCCCAGCCUCUGAAAGUAUUAGGGAGGUCGUUCGCCUAUGGAGUCGCUUCUGCGCUUCCCACUCGGUUGGCCUUAAGCCUGGGGGCCUGUGGCAGUUGUGUCGUGUUGUGGCCUAGGUUGUGGGAGAUGUGUCCCCCCUUGAGCUGUGGGGGUUUGUUGCGUUUUAGGUUGUCGAAGUUGUGUGCUAAUUUAUACGAAGCAGCCGCGUGGAAAGGUCGCAGCUUAUUCUUUGGCGGUUCGAAUUUGAACGCCAUGAGACUCCGGAGAAUCGCGCGGGCUUUAUGAUGUCCAAACUUGAACGGCCUGCGGGUGGAGCUGGGCCUUUUCGUAUGCUUUCUGUCUGUGCACAGCUCGCCGCCUCUACCUCCCCCACAACUCGCCGCGGCUCCUGCAAUUAGCUCCCCCAAACCAGGGCACAGCUGCUACAACUUUCCACAGCUUAAAAGUAAUAAAGUGCAGUCUGUGCAUAGGCGUAGAGGGCUUGGCUUUUUCUAAUGUUUAUAGUAGAACGAACGGGCGGAGCUUGAGGACGAUCGCCAGACACAGAGGAAGCGGCGCCUGGCACUCUUCGGGGGUCAGCGUUCUGCCGCUGUUUUUCAUCGGUCAGCACUCAGCUGGCGGCAGCGCUUCACCUUUGACCGCGAAACACUUCCCAGGGGCUGCGCCAGUGUGCUCCCGGGGUUUUUUCUUUUUCAAGCCAGUGCUUGGCUUUGUUUUUGCUCUUAUUUGAUACGGUCAGAAGAUCCCCAAAACUCUUGAUGCUCUAAAAGUUCAUGAGUAUGAAGGCCGUGAAUUUCUUCAGUCUUAUGCUGUUCCAAUUCUAUGCGCCUCAUGCAUGGCGAUGAAAAUAGUGAAGAACAUGAAAACCAGCAGGAUGAUCCAGAUCAAGACCAGGACAACAGAAGAACAAGAGCAAGAAGGUGAACCACUGAGACCAGUCACAUGAUUGAACAAGAACAACACGCGCGCGCUUUCGUACGUUUUACAUGUUUCAAAUGAAACAGGUCGGGGCUACAUUUUCAGGACUCACAAAGUCAAGCGAGGCAGUUUGUCAAGCCGUACAGGUUCCGCGUUCAAACGCAGCGGACUACUGAGCUACGAGCCCCUAUAUGCCUCAAGUAUUUAGCUACUUACAAACAGGGCCCAAAAGUUUUUUGCUUGUUUUUUUCGUCUUCAGUUUUUUUUUGGUAGUCCGAUUUCAAGUCGGCUCUUGGAAGUUCUCCGGGGGCGGGUAAGCAGACCUUCUGGCAGCGAGAACCUUCACAGAGCAAAAAGGUUGCCCGACUGAUCUCUUAGUGGCGGAGGCUGAGGGCAAAGCUGGGGGCAUGUCGAUGCCGGAGAAAGUGCUGGAGCGGUGGGGGGGAAUGGACUGGCUGAAAGGGUGCCCCACGGCAACCUUGGCGGCGAUUCUGUAAAACCGUAAAGGUGAAGAGAGGCCGAGGGCCCGGCUUGUCGUUCUUGUUGGCUGAUGGGAUCCGUAUGGCCAGCAAGAGCCACACAGCCCAGCGCCCCCGCAGGUUGGUAGUCGGCUAGUCUUCACUGGGGAAGCGCGUAGAACAGAGGGCGGGGCCGUAUCUUUUACGGUGUCGGGGGUGCGUCUCUUCGUGGCUCUACCUAGAGACCGCGCGGCCCUCCUCUCUUCUGGGGCAGUGGCGUGAAGCUGAAGGACUGGACGGCCAUGACGCUGGGAGUGACAGCGGGCGCCUCAUGGAUUUCCGGCGCCGCCCCGCUUAUGGCAGACACAGCACGCCAAAGACCUCCAAGAGAGAUGGGACGCGGGGGCGGGGCGGGCUUGCUCAGUCUUGGCGCCUGGCGUGGGCUCUGCGGGGCCUUCCUUCUGGCGACCUCAUUGCGGUGGCGUGCGUGUUUGCGGAUGGUCCCAUCUUAGCCGCGAAGCAAGGGCGGGGGGGCUUUCGGGUGACUUGGCUGAGAGGCUACGCGCCUCUAUUUCUCCGCGCUCCCAGGUACCUACUAGACUAAGGCGCCACGGCAAGCGACUGACCAGGAUGGCGCUUGGCUUCGCUUCGACAUGAUUGGGGCAGACGUUCACUACAGUGCCCAAAAAAAUUCGGCGGGGAUCACGGUGGCGACCUGGUGCCUAAGCUUGCUAAGAAGUAGAUGCCUAAGGGCACCAGCGUGCGUGACCAAACCGUGGCGCGGGAGGCAGAAGCCGAGGCCCCCAAGAAAGGCGCGGGGACUCGGGGACUGCAGCUGCUUGCUUUCUCUUGCUCUUGGUGGGGCACUUCUUGGCUAGGAUUCGCCCCAAAUUGAGCGCAAUACCUGACAGGCAGCUGGCUCCUUGCUUUACAGUGGACAACUACGGCGGGGCUGGGCUUGGCUUCACUCGUGUGGGGAAUUCCUUGGCGUGUGCGGGAAAUCGUCCGCCAACUAAAGCAAUCGCCGCGGCGUGUAGACGUGUGCUAUGAUCGUGGGUGGCUCUUUGGGUGGGGGGGUUUCGUCAUUGUAGUCCCUGGCAAGGACAGGAGCCCAGGAGCCUCUCCAGGGGCCUCCGUCGUCAUCUUGCGAGUGCUCAGGCUUUCAGCGAGAUGACUGAAUAGGUGAAGGGGCUCGCGCUGCAGUGUUCUCAUGGCAUCCCAUCGACCCAGAGCUUUGGCGACGAAGCCACAAGCCGCGAGGCUACGCCGUUAGGCCCCAGAGUCGAAUAGGCUUCGGGAUUGGUGGCGCAUGGCUACGCUGUGGGCGUCCAGUGUUGUGGAAAUAUGUGGCCCAGGCGGUGUGAGGUGGCUCUGCAUGCGAAGCGGAGACUAGUAGUUUGCCGACCCUUCCUCGCAAGGUCUCGGCGCUCUCUUCGGGGUGGUGCAUGCGGUUCGGCGCUUUUUUGGAGGUGAAGGAACUGGAGACCCGAUGCCGGAGAUUGGAGGAGGCGACAAAGCUAGAGAACUCCUGCUCUGACUGUGAUGGCUGUGGCGAUGAUUAGGGCCAAGCGAAUGCCCUCAGGCUCAGCGACGUACCGAAAAAAAGUAGGCGCAUAGAUUGAGGGCUGCGUGAUAUCUAUGCAAAUACGUGGCGACGGGCAGCGCUUUUGCUAACUUAUGCCGUCAUAGGCUUGCGGAGGGGUGGCGAUUCGGCUAAAAGUUCGACUUCGGCCAGUGGCUUGCUAUACAAAGGCGCCGCGCAUAGUCAAAGCAUACCAUGAGGCGAGGGGCUAGCUUAUCUAGGUGGUGUCUUCUGGCUUAGUUAUGGGGCUCCAUACUGGGAACAGGAGGGCACGUUCUACACCGUCAAAGCCAUCCAAAUCGGAAGGCUUAGCUCCCAACUGAGUCGAACACCUUCAAAAACGGCGACCGCGCUUGCGUGUUAUCGUCUUCCAGCAUGAACGCCGUUACAUGCUGACUCUGUUGAGCGUCGUGAACUUUUUUGGCUUCUCAAGUUUUGGCAGUAAGAAAAGGACACAAAAGCACACAGCACAGCACGGCAGAGGACACGUCUCAGGAUAUCGGUAAAGCUUAAAGGCCUACUUACAAUCAUGGGGCCAGUGCUGACAAUUGAAGGGGUGAAGAAUGAGAAAGGCGGACCGCUACCAAUACCAAAAGGAAAGCCGCCGCGUGUAAAACUAAAAGAAACUGGCUAAGUUUGCUCGCUCGGCAUCUUCGCUCAAAGCUUAGAGCAGAGUCCUAGCUAUUGGGGGGUUGUUCCGCUUCUCUCUCUUCUUCUUCGGUCGCUUCCUUUGUUUGGUGGACUGGAGGGCGUUGCAGCUAGCUGGUACUGGUUGCGCGUCGUUCUGUUUGCGUUUGAAGGGUGAGCGUCGGCCCCCAAGCAAACUCUGCGGCAUCUAAUCUUAAGCACGGGACGGGCAUAGAGAUCAUCUUGCCAGCAUUAUCAUUAAGAUUAAAACCAACGAACAGCGUCAAGACUCGCGGGUGUCAUUCAUGGCCAAGGAAACAAACAACAGGGGCAAGAGGAUCAACAUGACAGCAGCAGCAAGACCAGCAGCACCAUCACCACCACCAUCAUCGCCAUCAUUAUCAUCACCAUCCUCGAGAUCAGAGUCGUAGGGCCCUUAGGGCUUUUCUUGUGUGAAGCAGAUGGCUACUCAGAUGAUGGAAGUAGAUGGCCGCAAUCUGGUUAGCCUAGCUCUAGCUGGGUGAGGGGCUUUACGCUUGAGGGAUCGCAUUUCACUCCACGAAAAUGAAAACAACAAAAACCAGCUACCUUGUCUGCCCAUUCUUACGCGCUCUGUGCUUGUGCAGAUCAACACUAGUCACAGGACAGGGGUGGCAUCGCGCUGGAUGGCGAAGAACGUCAGGCCACCCCGAGCCGGGCCACUGCGCUGCCCUCCGUCUUUAUCUAAUUUUUUCGCAAGUGGAUUCGCCGCAGGCUUUUUUAUGACGGCACUACGGAUCAGAUUUUGGCGAUACUUGUGUUUCAUCCUCUUGGACUUGGUGCUGCUGCUGCUGCUGCUGGUGGUGAUCGUGCUUGCCCUGACGACGCCAUCAAGAUGAAUUCCUUAAAAUGGAAAGACUGCGUUCGCAAACGUAUUGAAGAGCGCGUGAAGAUGAGAGAAACGAAGAGGGAAAAUCUCAUGAAUCCCAAUAACGGCGCUCAGCUGCAGGAGGACAAGUAUAAGUACCAGGGGUACCUUGUUGAUGAUUUUAACACUUUUAGCCAGGAGUUCCUGGAGAACGUCUUCUUUUCCUUGGUGCUGAACGGGGUCGUUGAGCUCGGUGACAGGUCCUGGACCAAUCACUGGGUCAUCGGGGCAUUCCAUACAGGUUCUCAACCUUGACAAUGAUGAGGAGGCAGAGCAGAGACUUCUAACACUACGACGAGCACUACCUGGUACUACUUCUUCUAGCGCCACUAAAUAUUAUUACGAGGAGGAUGGCCCUCUUCUACUUUUUCAAGAAGUAAGAACUUACUGGUCAAGAACGUCUUCUGCUUCUUCUAGCAUCAUCGAAGAUGAGGAGCGUCUUCUUAUAUUUUUUUAACAACUGCUAGCUGAGGUGGAACGUCUCCCACUCCUUCUAGCACCACCGGGGAUGAGCGUCUUUUGUGUCUUUUAGCAUCAUCGAAGAGGAACACGACCUUCCACAUCUGCCCCUACUCAGAUGGUGAAUAGCCUUCUACUACUUCUCACGAUGCUCCUGAAAAAAUGAACUUCUGGCAGUGUUGUCACGUCGCUGCUGCGCAUCUUCUUUUUCGAGUACUACUAAAGACCACGAGGAAAGUUUUCGACUUCUGCCACUGCCGAAGGCGAAGAGCAUCUUCUGGCACUUCUUCUAGCACUACUGAAAACGGGAGCGCAGUGGCGCGCCCUCUUCUUAUAAAUAUAAUUUUUCAAGAACUGCUAGCUGUUGUUGUAGAACGUUUUCUGCUUCCUCUAGCAGCACGGAAGAUGGGGAGCGUCUUCUGAUACUUUUUCAAGAACUGUACUGCUACCCGAUGUGGAACAUCUUCUGCGUCUUCUAGAACCACCGAAGAGGAGUAAUCUUGUUCUACUGCUUCUCACGAUGCUCCUGAAAAAGUGAACUUCUGGUAGUGUUGUCACGUCGCUGCUGCACAUCUUCUUCUUCUAGUACUACUCAAGUCCAUGAGGAAAGUUUUCGACUUCUGCCACUGCCGAAGGCGAAGAGCAUCUUCUGGCGCUUCUUCUAGUACUACUGAAGACGGGAGCGCAGCGACAGCGUCCUCUUCUCAUCGAUACAAUUUUUCAAGAACUGCUAGCUGUUGUUGCGGAACAUUUUCUGCUUCCUCUAGCAGCACGGAAGAUGGGGAGCGUCUUCUGAUACUUUUUCAAGAACUGUACUGCUACCCGAUGUGGAACAUCUUCUGCGUCUUCUAGAACCACCGAAGAGGAGUAAUCUUGUUCUACUGCUUCUCACGAUGCUCCUGAAAAAGUGAACUUCUGGUAGUGUUGUCACGUCGCUGCUGCACAUCUUCUUCUUCUAGUACUACUCAAGUCCAUGAGGAAAGUUUUCGACUUCUGCCACUGCCGAAGGCGAAGAGCAUCUUCUGGCGCUUCUUCUAGUACUACUGAAGACGGGAGCGCAGCGACAGCGUCCUCUUCUCAUCGAUACAAUUUUUCAAGAACUGCUAGCUGUUGUUGCGGAACAUUUUCUGCUUCCUCUAGCAGCACGGAAGAUGGGGAGCGUCUUCUGAUACUUUUUCAAGAACUGUACUGCUACCCGAUGUGGAACAUCUUCUGCGUCUUCUAGAACCACCGAAGAGGAGUAAUCUUGUUCUACUGCUUCUCACGAUGCUCCUGAAAAAGUGAACUUCUGGUAGUGUUGUCACGUCGCUGCUGCGCAUCUUCUUCUUCUAGUACUACUCAAGUCCAUGAGGAAAGUUUUCGAACUUCUUCUAGCACUACUGAAGACGGGACCGCAGCGGCAGCGUCUUCUUCUUAUAUAUUUAUAAAUAUAAUUUUUCAAGAACUGCUAGCUGUUGUUGCGGAACAUUUUCUGCUUCCUCUAGCAGCACGGAAGAUGGGGAGCGUCUUCUGAUACUUUUUCAAGAACUGCACUGCUACCCGAUGUGGAACCUCUUCUGCGUCUUCUAAAAUCGAUGCUCCCAAAAAAGAUGAACAGAGACAGCAUUGCAACCUUGGCGAAGACCUGUGAGGAAGAGCCGGCUUGUUGAAGCCUUAUCCUUCCACCGUUACUUUCAAGAAGAAGCCUCGACGACAACUCAUUUGUCUCCCAUCUCCACCUACCAUCUCACCUCAACAAACAUUCUAGCCUCUCCUGCUACCUCCAUGGUGAUUCAGCGAACAUUCGAAUGCAGCAACAUCCCAUCAUGAUCAUCUUCAGGUUGACUAAACAUCAACUACAUUUUGAUGUCUGUUAAAGAUGAAAAUAGCAAGAUCUUCUUCAUAUCUUCUAGGCCUGUGUUUGAAAGUAUCGAGACUCAGUAUCUCGUGGUAGGAGUUCAUCUACAACAAGAU
Messenger RNA from Amoebophrya sp. A25, 36694 nucleotides. The record is from the annotation of a GenBank genome assembly. Lineage: Eukaryota; Dinophyceae; Syndiniales; Amoebophryaceae.